UCCCGGGAUGGCGAUUUUGGAGACUCGGUUUUUAUUCGGUUUUAAUCGGUUUUCAAAUGUUUAUGGGGAUAUGGGGAUUUUAAAAGUAAAAUAAAAUAGCACAUUUCCGUUAGAUAUCACUCCUUUAAUUGUUGGUUUUAGUCAGAAGUUAACUCGUUUGCCUUCAUUUCAGAUGCCGCCGAGGAGAGCUACCCGUGCUCAGAUCGCUAGAGAUGCUAGAGAGGCUCAGGAUGAGCAUGUUCAGCCCGCAGUUCCGCAGCCCGUUGCUCCGCAGAUUGAUCAGGAUCAUGAGACAGAUGAUUCAGGAGUCAGUUCAGCAGAUUGCCCAAGAGGCAGCCAGGCAAGCCGCUCAGGAGGCUGCCCGGGUAGCUGCUCAGGAGGUUGCUCGACAGAUGGCUGCAGCUCAGCAGGUUCCGCAGGGUCCUCAGAUUCAUGUGCAGCAGGGUCCGCAGAUUCAUAUGCAGCAAGUUCCGCUAGUUCAGGUCCAGCAUGAUCAUCAGGUUCCAGCUCAGCAGGCCCCAGCGCCACAGUAUCCGCAGGUUCCUAUUCAGCCAGUUCCAGGUGUCUUUCAUGUUCCGCCGCCGCCACCCGUCAUUCCAGUGCAUGUACCCGAGGUUGAUGAGACAUUUAUCAGGGUGUUGUCACAGAUGAAGUAUGUGAACUUGGAGCAUUUCAGUGGUACCACGGACCCUACACUUGCUCACGAUUGGAGGCACAGUUUGGAUAAGUGUUUGAACACUAUCUCAUGCCCACCAAGGCACAAGCUUAGGAUUGCUGAGUUGUAUUUACGCGGAGAUGCAGCAGUAUGGUGGGAUGGAGUGCGAGUGAUGCACCGUGGCGAGAUGACUUUUGAUGAUUUCAUGUAUGCAUUCAACAAGAAGUAUUUUCCAAGAGAAGCUUUGGAUGAGAAGAAGAACGAUUUUGAGAGUUUGAGGCAGGGUGGAAAGUCUGUGAGAGAGUAUGAGCACGAGUUUCGCCAGCUUCACCGAUUUGCGGGUAAUGGUAUGGAUGAGGAGGAUCUGAUCAGGAGGUUCUUAAAGGGGAUGCGAGUGGAACUUCGCGGUAGGUGCAGUAUGGCCACCUAUACCAGUUUGGAGGAUCUGGUAGAGAAAACAGUUGUGCAGGAGAAAUGUAUGGCAGAGGAGCAGAAGUACUCCAGGGCAGUUCAGCCUAAGUCCGGAGGAUCUUCUUCCUCUCAGAAGAGGACUUGGGAGCAGACCGGGACACCUCGUUGUGGGCGUUGUCGUCGCCAUCAUUUUGGAGAAUGUUUCCAGUGUUCUAACUGUGGUCUGUUGGGACAUCUUUUGAGGGAUUGUUGGAGGCCUCCGCGCGCUCAGGUUGGAGCGCCAACAGCACCAGUAGCCGCUAACAGGAACUGUUACGGGUGUAACCAGCCAGGUCACAUAUUCAGAGAUUGUCCGAGGAGGGGCAAUGCAGCACUUCCGCCGCCACCAAAGCGUUUAGCCAUCGCUCCACGUGUGUUUACGGUUGGAGAAGCAGAGGGAGCCGAGCCGAUAGCGGGAUUGGUUUCGGUUGGAGGUGAGCCCGCUCACACCUUAUUUGACACGGGAGCUUCUCACAGUUUUGUGACUCCGCGCUUUGCUAAGUGUUGGUCUUUUCGAGGAGUCUUCGUGCAGAAGGCUAAGCAGAUUCAGACUGCCGGUUCAGAGAAGUUGGGAGCAAUCGGUAUUCAUCACGACGUACCAGUUACACUUGGAGGAGUUGAGUUUCUCGGAGACUUGACAGAGAUGGAGCUGAGUUUCUACGAUGUCAUACUUGGGAUGGAUUGGCUAUCACGACAUAGAGUUGUAUUAGAUUGCCCGGAUGCAAGAGUUAAUAUCCCUAGAGCUGAAGGGAAUAUCGUUUUCCAGGGGACUCGGGCACACCAGGGAAUUUCUAUUGUUUCCAUGUUGCGUGCAGAGGAAUUGUUGGAGAAUGGAGCAGAGGGAUUUUUGGCGACCAUUUCGAUGGACAAGGAUGAUGAUCAGCUCGAGCUACAGGAUAUUCCAGUGGUUGCCGAGUAUGCAGAUGUUUUUGAGGCUUUAAAGGGGCCACCACCAGCUAGAAGUGACGUUCUUGCAAUUGAGGUGGAACCAGGGGCAGCACCAGUUUCACGAGCUCCUUACCGUUUAGCUCCCGCAGAGAUGGCUGAGUUGAAGAAGCAGUUGGAGGAGCUAUCAGAUAAGGGGUUUAUCAGGCCGAGUACUUCACCGUGGGGAGCACCAGUUUUGUUUGUGAAGAAAAAGAUGGAAGUUUCAGGCUUUGUAUCGACUACAGAGGUUUGA
Messenger RNA from Raphanus sativus (radish), 2285 nucleotides. RefSeq lists its product as uncharacterized. Lineage: Eukaryota; Viridiplantae; Streptophyta; Magnoliopsida; Brassicales; Brassicaceae. Bases 213 to 2285 code for a protein of 690 amino acids. Gene Ontology annotation, molecular function: zinc ion binding; nucleic acid binding. The record is from RefSeq and is a predicted model, not a curated record. The transcript is spliced from 2 exons.